This is a messenger RNA of Coccidioides immitis RS, 1638 nucleotides long. RefSeq names its product serine carboxypeptidase. Gene Ontology annotation, molecular function: serine-type carboxypeptidase activity. NCBI's taxonomy places the organism in Eukaryota, Fungi, Ascomycota, Eurotiomycetes, Onygenales, Onygenaceae. The coding region runs from base 1 to 1638 and encodes 545 amino acids. The transcript has 2 exons. Gene Ontology annotation, biological process: proteolysis. The record is from RefSeq and is a predicted model, not a curated record.
AUGCGGUUCAAGUCGCGUUUCGUCAUUACUCUCGCGGUGAUUAUGGCCGUGAAGGGAGAGCCAUCUCCGUUACCUUUGAGUGUCGAUUGGGGUGCAACGGCAGCCCCCGUUCCCACUAGCAACGGAAAAUCCAGCCUCCCUAGUGGGAAAGAAACGAUAUCCCCGAUUGAUGCCUCUAAAUAUGCAGUCAAGUCGCUCCCAGAUGCCCAGCCAAUUCCUCGGAGCUGGGCUGGUCGCAUGAGUGUGCCUGGAGCAGCACCAGGGAAUGAGAUGUUCUUUUGGCUUUUUGAACCUGAAGAUAAGGCCUACAAUGAUAAUUUACUCAUCUGGCUGAAUGGAGGUCCUGGUUGUUCAUCAAUGAUUGGAGCCUUUGCAGAGAAUGGUCCCCUCAUGUUUCUGAAGGAUAUGAGCAAACUGGAGCGAAAUCCUUAUUCCUGGACCAAAUUAGGCCAUUUUUUGUACAUUGACCAGCCCGUUGGGACGGGUUUGUCUCUCUCAAGUGAUCCCACCCCAGCCACAAAUAACGAAAGCGUUACCGAGCUCUUUUACAGCUGGAUAAAACAAUUUUACGAAGUGUUUCCGCAUUUGCUCAGGAAACGAACCCACUUAAUGGGAGAAUCCUACGCUGGCAUAUAUAUCCCAUAUUUUGCCGACCGAAUUCUCAAGCAUAAAGACCAGUUGUCGAUCAACCUAUCAUCAGUAGUUAUUGGGAAUGGGGCAAUUGGGAACAAUAUAGCAAUGUCGGACGUUGCCGCUGGAGCGUACCUGAAAGAGAAAGCCAGGGAUCUCGAGCUUCCGGGGGACAUUUCGGGCGCGUUCUCUCAGGCUGAUCACAUUUGCGGUUUUGACUCGGUCCUGAAGAAGGCAGCGCAGUAUCCUUCCCAGGGCCACUUUUACCUCCCAAGCUGCCUAACCAAUCCGUCUGGCUUUACAACAGACGAAAACUGCAACAUGAAGCCCAAGGACUCUAGAGCAGUCCUCUCAUCUAUCUUGAAUUCCACAUGUUAUGGGCAAUGUGCCACUUAUUCCACAGCACAAAAGUAUAUCGAAACCGCCAGGGAAACAAAAUGCUUCAGCAGGUAUAACAUCAAAUAUAAUUGCAACACUCCAAACCCUUUAGUGCCAUUAACCGAAUAUCUCAACCGUGCUGAUGUCCAAGCCGCGCUCAAUGUCCUUCCGUCCAAGUCAGGAACUCCCCACCGCUUUGAAACUUGCAACCAAACCAUCAUUGAUUCCCUUUUAUCCCCGUCUAUCCAACCCACGCCGCCCACCGAAUCCAUCCUCCCUUCCAUCCUCGCUACCUACAAGAUCCCUAUUCAUAUCUACCAGGGCCAACUCGACAUGGUUAUCAACCACAUCGCUGUCGAACUCGUCUUGCAAAACAUGACCUGGAACGGAAAGCAAGGAUUACAAUCCCGGCCAAGUAUCCCAUUUGGCACGUAUUUUGAUAUUAACAAGGGAGAAUCCAAAGUAACAUUGAACGGUUCAGAAGCAGGGGUGUGGGCGUAUGAGAGAGGUUUGAGCUAUCAUCUCUUCAGAGAGGCGGGACACGGCGUGCCGAGAGACCAGCCAGAAGAGAUGUGGCAUUAUGUUAAGAAUGUGGUUGUUGGAAGAUGGAGUGGGCGCUUUCGAGAGUGA